Messenger RNA from Vigna angularis (adzuki bean), 1090 nucleotides. Its product is annotated as probable 3-hydroxyisobutyryl-CoA hydrolase 3. The record is from RefSeq and is a predicted model, not a curated record. NCBI's taxonomy places the organism in Eukaryota, Viridiplantae, Streptophyta, Magnoliopsida, Fabales, Fabaceae. The transcript is spliced from 13 exons. Bases 59 to 1090 code for a protein of 343 amino acids. Gene Ontology annotation, biological process: L-valine catabolic process. Gene Ontology annotation, molecular function: 3-hydroxyisobutyryl-CoA hydrolase activity.
UUUUGUGAAGGUAGUGAUACUAAACAGACCUAAGAAGCUAAACAGCCUUAACCAUGAAAUGAUUUGUCAAAUAAAAAGUAAUUUAGAGUUGUAUGAGAAUGACCCUUUAGUCCAACUUGUGAUAUUGAAGGGCAAUGGAAAAGCUUUUUGUGCUGGUGGUGAUGUGGUAUCAGUGAUUACGUCUUCAGUUGCAGGACACUGGACCUAUGCAGCUAGUUUUUACAAGAAACAGCUUACUCUGGACCAUUUGAUUGCAACCUAUAAAAAGCCAACAGUCUCUCUUAUGAAUGGAAUAGUGAUGGGAGGAGGAGCAGGUCUGUCUAUGCCCACAAGGUUUAGGGUUGUCACUGAAAAAGCAGUAUUUUCAAUGCCAGAGGCAUCUAUAGGACUUUUUCCAGAUGUAGGAGCCAAUUACUUCCUUUCUAGACUUCCUGGCUUUUUUGGGGAAUAUCUAGGGUUGAGUGGAGCACGUUUGGAUGGAGCAGAAAUAGCAGCAUGUGGUUUAGCCACACAUUUUGUACCUUCAACAAAGCUAACGUCAUUGGAAAAUGCCUUACAAGUUCUUAAUUCUCCAAAUGUUUCAACAAUUUCUGCCCUGAUAGAAACGUUCGCAGAGAAACCAAAUGUGAAAGAAGACAGCCCUUUUAGUAGGUUGGAAGUUAUAAACAAAUGUUUUUCGAAAGAAACUGUGGAAGAAAUAAUUGAAUCAUUGGAAGAACACGAAUCAGAAAAUGGAGCUGAAAAAUGGAUUACGAUUGCGUUAAGCUUCAUUCGCUCAUCUUGUCCUACUAGCCUCAAGAUAUUUCUCAAAUCAAUUAGGAGAGGGCGGGUAGAAAAGAUUGACCAAUGUCUUUAUCGAGACUAUAUCAUUGCCUGCCACUUCUUCAGAGGAACUUUUGGCAAUCAUUUCUACGAGGGUUCGAGAGCAAAGCUAUUUGAUAAAGACAACAAGCCUAAGUGGGAGCCUUCGAAACUAGAGCUUGUUGACGAAGAAAUGGUGAAUCAAUACUUUAGGAAUAUCAAUGAUGAAGAGUGGGAAUAUCUUCGAUUUCCUGAUAGAUCCAAUUACCAAAUUGCGUGCAAAUUGUAG